This is a messenger RNA of Neolamprologus brichardi, 1935 nucleotides long. NCBI's taxonomy places the organism in Eukaryota, Metazoa, Chordata, Actinopteri, Cichliformes, Cichlidae. The record is from RefSeq and is a predicted model, not a curated record.
GGAACCAACGUAAAACGAAGAAGGGGCACCAGGGUAACCAUGGCUAAAGUUGACAGCGGAGCGAAACCACUACAAAAUGCCAUGAAAAUGGCCAAAGCAGCAAUACAGCUGGACGGAGGGAACAGACACAAGGAAGCUUACUGUGAAUACCUCCGGACCAUCAACUACAUAUCACACGCACUUUUGGAGGAAGCUGUUUCACAGAUGGAAAAGGAGAUAGUGUCCGUGGAAGUGGCUCGGAUGUUGACCCUAGCUGAGCAGUGUCUGGAGCGAGCCAAGUCAUUUGUAGGGAAGAGCACCGAGCCCCCCGACCUGUCAGCUUCUGCUUUCUCUUCGGGUUCACCUGGCCUACCAGAGCCCCAUCAGACUGCGGUCGUCCCUGCCUCUCACACUGCAGACACUGUCACAGUACCUGCGGGUGGUGCUCCUGUGGCCACAGACCAUAAAUCCUCGAGUCCCAGAGUGAGCGGUCGCAGCAGGCCAUUGUCAGACGAAGCCGAGGAGCCCUCACCUUUCCUGCCUCCCGAAGUCUUCCACAAACUACAAGCAGAAGCGUCGCAGGACACGAGCAAAAAGGAGCUGACACCCAUCGAAGAAGCCUCACGUUUGAACCAGAAGCUGAAAGCUAAUUACGAAGCUCGCCUGGCGAGACUCGCACCUGGUCAAGCCUACCAGAAGACAUCUUUGACACUCUCUCUCCAGCGGCAGAUGAUGGAGAACCUCAUCAUAGCCAAAGCCAGGCAGGAUGCUCUACAGCGGAAGAUGGAGGACAGAAGACUGAGGCUGCAGGAAGAGGCCAACAGGUACAGUGAGCUUUUCAUUAACACAGACCAUGAUUGGCCCAAACAGUGGAAAGCCAAAAUGAAGAAGAAUCCUGAUGUCUCGUUAGUGUCAAAUCUGGUCUCCUACCUGCUCAGCCAGUCCGACCACACAGAGACUCCGAAGAGACCAGCCAGGACAGCAUGUAGUACCCAAAGUGUAAAGAGCUUCAGCACAGACUCCUUGAUUUCUCCCUCGCGCUCCCACAACCUCAUCCCUAAAUAUGAGGAGGAAGAGGCGGAGGAGCCCAGCGAGCAGGAGUCAAUGGACCGGGAGAACUCAUUUGAAGAUCUGGAGCAGUUUGUGACUCAGAUGGACUGGGUUCAACCCCCCAGCAGCACAGACGACCCUGCCUCGGAUUCAGAUUUGGUCUGCGAUUGUUCUGCGCCGCUGGAGCAGGAUGAGAGCCACGUCCAGGAGCUGGAGAAGAGAGCGCUUAAAGAACACCUGAAAGCUGUCGUCAAGGACGUUCAUAUUGCAAUCGAUCAGCUUCUGUCUUUGUGUUUGCUGUCCUUUGAGUCACUAAACACUGCCAGCUUUAAGGACCUGUGUCUCGCCAGCAUUGAGGAAGCCUUCUUCACACCCCUGUGGAGCGCCCUAGUGGCUCUUUUCAGGAAGGCGUAUGUAGAAAGGGAGGAGGCCUACGAGACCAGCGUGAAGCUGUACGCCGACGCUUCACCUGGAGAUAUCGGCAUUCCCUUGAAACUGUUUCCCCAAAAUACCGGUUCCCCACAAGGUUCCUACCCCUACGGAUCUGCUAUCCAGGAGCUCAAACUUCUCAUUCAUGACCGAUGUCCGCAGAGGAAACUGGAAUGCAUUGUGAGGACGUUACGCCUGAUCUGUGCCUGUGCCGAGGAUUACAGGUGUCUUCAUGAAGGGGACACGACUCCCAAAACAGCGGCCAUUGGUGCAGACGACCUGUUACCCAUCCUGUCCUACGUGGCUCUGCAGUGUCAGUGUCCUCAGCUGGUGUCUGAAUGCGCUGCUUUGGAGGAGUUCAUUCAUGAAGGGCUGAAGUUUUGUUCUUUUCUGAUGAUGAUUGGUGCAGAGCACGCUCAUGUCACCAGAAGCAGCCAAGUGCUGUUCGGCUUGAGCCAUACGUCUUUGGCAGAGUAG